AUGCAUGGCGAUAGUUUCGGUAAAGAACAACAUAGACCAGAGUUGUGGAAGUUCUUUCAGUCUGAUGAGUCGAAUGAUGGAAAUAUUGAGAAGAUCGGCCGUACAUUCUGUUAUAUACCAUUUUCGUCACAGCCGCACGCGGCCACGUGGUGUCCUGUCUGCGACAAACGAGUCAGCGACAAGGGGGAAGACACGUGCACGCUCCUCGCGCAUAUUCGCAAGUCUCAUCCUAAACGGUCGCGACAUUGCUCAGUCCAGGGAGAAGAGGAGGAGUCAAGGAAACCGUCCAAUCGAAUUACUUCGAAGAGCUCCGUUAGAACAGACGGUAAUGUUAAAACAAGCGAACCCAGGAAAGUCUACGCGACGCGAGUGGACACGUGGAAGGCACACAACGAAAAAAAGGUCUGUCCGCAAUGUAAAAAGGAAACGGUACCGACGCUUCACGCUCGCGGCGAUAAACUGACAACAUCGCAUAUCGGAGCAUUGUGUCUAUUAGGAUGCUGGCCACUCUGUUUUGUGCCGUUGAUGAUGAAGCGCGCGAAGAAAGUCCGAAUGAUCUGUCCUUUAUGCGGAUACGUGUACGGCAGCUAUCAGUACAAAAAUGCUGGACUGUCGCCGUGCAAGACGGAUUCUGAAGAAUCGCAGGCGAGACUGUCAUCGCCGCCAAUAAGUUUUCGACUGCCCACGACGAAAGGAGACUGA
Messenger RNA from Nomia melanderi (Alkali bee), 702 nucleotides. RefSeq lists its product as uncharacterized. NCBI's taxonomy places the organism in Eukaryota, Metazoa, Arthropoda, Insecta, Hymenoptera, Halictidae. The record is from RefSeq and is a predicted model, not a curated record.